Molecule: messenger RNA, 1801 nt
Organism: Theobroma umbraticum
Lineage: Eukaryota; Viridiplantae; Streptophyta; Magnoliopsida; Malvales; Malvaceae
Product: protein SRG1-like
Source: RefSeq, a predicted model, not a curated record
GUGUUGGAUAGCGAAAUUGCCUGCACAAGAGAGCUAAUUUGGCCAGCCUGAAUACUCAAGCUUCAGCUUAGGUUGUUGGGAAAUGGUUUUAUUCGAUCCUUUGAUCAUGCAGUAGCUGAUAUUGCAGAUAUGGUUAAAGGAAUGAAAAACCGAGCAUGAAAAAGUUUGAAGUAGUGAGCUGUAAUUUCAUUCUCCUCACAUAAAGUGAUAUUUCCAAGCUGUUAAGUACAUCUUAGAACACAAAAACUCUUUGUUCACAGCAUAUUACUGGUGUUAAGCCCAACUAUCAUAUUAAACCAUGCAUGAGAAGACGUCACAGUGAAGCUGUAUGGUAAACAUGCUGAGUAAGCAUGUGCUAGGUGAGACAUUUGGACAGUACACGUCAUUAGUCCUAUAAGUGUUAUGUGCAAGUACUAAAAUGCGCAAGCAACCGAUCAACUAAAAUGCAUUAUUUGACACAAGCAAUUUCCCAGUAAUCCUUCCUGAGCUCUACUACCCUGCUGUCAACAUGGCCAGCCCUUCGAUUCUCCCUGCUGAUGUUCUGUUGUCAAGGCGUGUCCAAGAAAUGGUCAUCAACGGUGAAGGACCAGAAUCACUGUACAUCUGUAGAGAUGAAAAAGAAGCUCAAGAUGUCCCAUCCCCAUUAGCUCCAAUUCCCAUUAUUGACCUGAGUUUGUUCUCAUCAUCAACGUUAAGCACCAAAAGAGAAGAAGAAUUGCAGAAGCUAAAAUCAGCACUCUGCUCCUGGGGCUGCUUUCAGGCUAUCGGUCAUGGGAUACCAAGUUCAUUUCUAGACGAAAUUCGCCAAGUCACUACAGAAUAUUUCGAACAACCAGUGGAAGAGAAGAAGAAGUAUAGCAAAGGAGUUGAAGAUGUGGAAGGAUAUGGAGGAGACCCUACUCCUGAAGAAGGUCAGUUCCUUGACUGGCAAGACCGCUUGUUUCUUACUGCAUACCCAGAAGAUUUAAGGGACACCAAAUUUUGGCCAGAAAGCCCCAAAUCCUUCAGGAAAGUUUUAGACUAUUACACUACUAAGAUGAGAACGGUGACUGAGCUUGUUUCCAAAUCCAUGGCAAAGUCAUUGCAAUUGGAGGAGAAUUGCUUCCUUAAUCAAUUUGGUGAACGAGCAGCACUGCAAGUGAGGUUCAAUUACUACCCAUGUUGUCAAAAGCCCGAAAUUGUUCUUGGCUUAAAACCACAUGCAGAUGGCACAGGGUACACCAUUAUCUUGCAAGAUGAUGUCGAAGGCCUUCAAGUCCUCAAAGAAGAGCACUGGCUUAUAGUCCCUACAAUACCUAAUGCACUCCUAGUCCUCAUGGGUGAUCAAAUGGAGAUAAUGACAAAUAGGAUGUUCAAGAGUCCAGUGCAUAGGGUAGUAACCAACAAAGAGAAGGAGAGAACAUCUAUUGCAGUUUUCUACACACCAGAAAAACACAAAGAGAUUGGACCAGAAGAAGGUCUGGUGAAUGAGGAAAGACCAAGACUAUUCAAGAAGGUAAAAGAUUAUGACAUUACACAUUGGGAAUACUACCAAAGAGGAAUGAGAGCUCUUCAUACAGCAGAAAUUUGAACGUGUGCUAUGGACUCUUAUGCUUUGGCUGAGGUACUUAGUUUGCUUAAUUAGUGUUACUUAAAGUAUCGGUUUGUAGAAAGAGCUCACAUAUUUCCCACCUUAUAUAAAAAUAAAGAACCUUCAUUUAUUCCAUAGAGCAUUUUGAACUUCUACUGGCAUCUAAACUGCAAUACCAUCUUUCAUUCUUGUAUUUCUCCCUGGAAUAGAAAAUGGCUUCAGCAUUUUCCA